AUGAGCUUUUUUAAUAAUCCUGCCAGUUCAUCAACGCAAGGAAGCUCUGGCAGCAGCACCACAGCUUCGGGCCCCGGAGGUGCAGGUAUAUUCGGCGCACAAGGAGCAACCAGCAAUAUCUUUGGCGCACCAAGACCUGCCAAUACAGGGGGGUUAUUCGGCUCUAACGCGCCGAAUACGGGUACUGCAGGAGGGCUCUUUGGCAAUUCGGCGGCAUCGACACCUUCGUCUAGCAUAUUUGGAGGUGGAGCCGCUCCUGCCUCUACUUCAAUUCCCACCUUCGGCGGAAGUGGCAGUGGUACUACAAGUGCAACCCCCUCCACUUCAAACACACUCUUUGGAAGCAGCAGUACGACGGCCGCCAGUUCUACAGCGCCCUCUAACACAAAUACCCUUUUUGGCGGAGGUUCGGCCUUCACUCUUCCCAAACCUGCUGACCAGGCUACAAACACUCCAAAAAAUACACCCUCCAGUUUCUUCAAUCAAGCAGGUCCUUCAACCACAGCAAGCUCUACCAAUGCGGAUGGAUUAUCCACCAAGUUAGCUGAAGGUGCGAGCACUGCAGCCAGUACUGCCGCUACAUCUGGUGGACUCUUUGGAGGAGGAAUUUUUGGAAAACCUGCAAACUCUUCUGCUACCACGCCUCUGGCGGCGAACAAAGAUGCUGCCCCCUUAGCUACAUCGGGAGGUCUUUUUGGAAAUAACGGAAACAAACAAUCUGAUAAGAAAGAUGCUACACAAACGGCUCCUACUACGUUCAACAUUUUUGGUGGUGCCAAGACGGACGAAAAGAAAGAUGCACCCACCCCAACCGGAUUGAAUGCGACAACAUUGAAAGAAGUCGAUAAAACUACAGUACCUGGGUCGGCUGCGGCUGCUGCAGUAUCAAGCACGACUGUAACCGUUCCCCCUCCAUCGAUGCUUCGGGGUAAAACGCUCGAGGAAAUUGUCAAUAGGUGGACCACGGAGCUUGAAACACACGUACGAGAGUUUGGUAGAUUUGCCGGAGAAGUGGCUGUAUGGGAUCGCGCUCUAAUUGAGAAUGGUAACAACAUAGCAGCUCUCUACAGCCAUGUUCUGGCAGCCGAAAGGCAGCAAAAUGAUAUUUCACAGUCCCUCGAUCACAUCGAACAACAGCAAGCGGACAUCGCUUCGACGUUGGACGCAUAUGAAAAGGUCUCUCAGGAAAUUUUAGGGGGACAAGGAGGAAGUUUAAGAACACUUGAUACUGGUCCUGCUGAUACAGAGCGAGACAAAAAUUACAUGCUUGCGACCGACCUGCACACGCAUCUCGAUGACCUCUCUGGUUCUUUGACCCAGAUGAUUGAUUCAGUCAAUGCACUAUCAAUCAGCCAGAAACCUCACUCUGACUCGGGGGAUGAUGCCAUGACACAAAUAGCUCAGAUUUUGAGCAGUCACCUCGAGAGUUUGCAAUGGAUCGAUGCCGCAGUACGCGAGGUUGAAAGCAAGGUGACAGACGUGGAGAAGCGUGUGAGAGAGUCAGGGCACAGCACUCCAGCAGGGGCGAAACCCCGGGGCUUUGGUCUUAAUCGGUAA
This is a messenger RNA of Laccaria bicolor S238N-H82, 1557 nucleotides long. RefSeq lists its product as uncharacterized. Lineage: Eukaryota; Fungi; Basidiomycota; Agaricomycetes; Agaricales; Hydnangiaceae. The coding region runs from base 1 to 1557 and encodes 518 amino acids. Gene Ontology annotation, biological process: protein import into nucleus; RNA export from nucleus. Gene Ontology annotation, molecular function: phospholipid binding; structural constituent of nuclear pore. The transcript is spliced from 10 exons. The record is from RefSeq and is a predicted model, not a curated record. Gene Ontology annotation, cellular component: nuclear pore central transport channel; nuclear pore.